Hydatigera taeniaeformis is the source of this 294-nucleotide messenger RNA. The record is from the annotation of a GenBank genome assembly. Lineage: Eukaryota; Metazoa; Platyhelminthes; Cestoda; Cyclophyllidea; Taeniidae.
AUGCUUAGUUCAGUGUUGAGAACGGAGGUGCUGGAGGUGGAGCCAGCAGCGGCUGCAGUGGUGAGACGCUGGCGGAGGCCCGUGGUUAAUCGAGUGGCGGUACCAACGGGGAGAGGUUGUCCCGUUGGUGGAAGUUUGGAGGUGCCUGGACGCAUGGCUAGCGAUGUUUGCCGGUCUAGUCGGUUGUCCUCAACUCCAUUUACUGGCACUGGCAUGGCAAGAGGUGAAGUCGAUUAUGAAGGUUUGCGUUUCAUUCCAUCAGAUGAUGUCAGUGACACAGAAAAGUUGUGGUAA